UCUUAACUCUAAAUGUCAAUCGCAGACUAUGAAAUUAUCUCUGUACUAGGCAAAGGGUCAUACUCAAUAGUCUAUAAAGUUCUUCAUAAAGCCACUAAGCAAUUGUAUGCUAUGAAAAAGGUCAAAAUAGGCAACCUGACUCAAAAAGAAAGGGAAAAUUCGUUAAAUGAAGUUGAUAUUCUUAACUCAAUUAACCAUCCGAAUAUUAUCACGUGCCAUGAGACCUUUACAGACAAGUCUGAUAAAUCUCUAUGCAUUGUGAUGGAGUAUGCUGACUCUGGAGAUGCAUACCAACUUAUGUGCAACCUUAGAGAUAACAAUAAAAUGUUCACAGAGGAGGAAAUAUGGAGAAUUCUGAUCCAGACCACUAAAGGUCUUAAAAAGUUACAUGAUCAAGGCAUCAUGCAUAGAGAUCUGAAGAGUGCUAAUAUAUUUCUGUUCAGUAAUGGUCAAGUCAAGCUAGGCGAUCUUAAUGUUUCUAAAGUUAUGAAAAACAAUAUGGAGUUUACCCAAACAGGAACUCCAUAUUACGCUUCUCCAGAGGUGUGGAAAGAUCAGCCAUAUGAUUAUAAAAGUGAUAUGUGGUCACUUGGUUGUGCUAUGUAUGAACUUAUAUGCCAAAAACCUCCAUUUGAUGCCUCUAGCAUGGAUUUAUUAUAUAAGUCAGUCAUCCAAGGUUAUUUUGACCCGAUCCCACUAAGUUAUAGCUCUGGUUUAGAGAAAAUAAUUAGGUCAAUGAUCAGAGUUGUCGCAGAAAGGAGGCCAUCUUGCAAAGAAAUCCUUUGAAAUAAAAUCACUAAGAAGUGGACUUCAAGAAUAAUUACCAAUUCCAAAAAGAAGCUGGUUGUAUCAAGGAAUACAAAAACAACGAUAUCUCCACAGAAGGAGCAGGUUGUGAAUCCUUUACAAAUAAAUUUACACUCAAGAUCUGAAGCUCCAAGAGAUCGCUCCCCAGAUGAGGAUACUUCUUUCAGAGAUAACUCUGAAAUAAAUGAGACUAGGAGAGAGCAGAUAGAUGCAUAUUCAAGCCUUGGCAAACACUCAAACAAAAAUGUACUCAAUGUUUCUCUUAAAAAGUCCAGAUUUGAACUAAUAAAGAACAACCUUGAAUAUCUUGAGGUAGACAUUUCGGAGUCUCUAGAUCAUGAAGUUAACAAGAGCUACUCUAACAAAAUUAAGAAGAUCUCAAUGAAAAGGAAGCUGGGAAGAAUUCCUUCACUAGAUUAUCAAAGCUCUCAUAGCAGAAAGAACUCCAAAAGUAUCAAUGCAUAUCUAGAUUCUACCAAGAACUACAUACCGAAACCGGUUCUUCAGAAUUCAAUUAAGGAUGAGAUGGUUCAUUUCAUUCCCAAAUUCUCUUCGAGCAAGAAGCUAGAGCUUGAAAACAGUAUCUCAAUAACUUCCAGUCAACUAAAGAAUCUCCCAUUGAGCAAGAAUAUAUCAAAGCCUAAAUAAUUGUCAGAAAAAGCUACCAAUAAUUCAAAACUUUGACAAGAUUCAUCACCUGCAACGCAGCCCAGCCAAGGAUCUUAAUCCGAGUACCAGAUCUAAGUCCCUUGUAAAAUCAAGCUAUCACGAACACAUUGUAGAUAAAAUUUCCUCUCAUAAAAGGAAGCUUAGACGGAAGAUAAAGGAGCACCAGCUACCUUACAUUAACCAUAACCGCAAGAUUCACAAGAUGGAAAAUCUUUCUCUAAGCAGAGCAAACAGAAGCUAUGGAAGAAGAGAUUUAUUUGAGUCAAACGAUUCUACCAGCAGUCAUAUUUCAACCAACGAGCGAAUCCAACUCCAAAACAGUUCUUCCCGUGUGCGUAGCAAUUCCAAAUAAGCUGAACCUUCUCGACAGCACAAUCCUCCACUCAAACAAGGGCAAGAACCUCAUCAUCAUCAACAAGGACCUCAGCUUAAAACUCAACAGUUCAUCGAACACCAGUACUCGGAAUCAGCCCUAAUCUCAGUCGUAGUCAUGUCAAUGCCAAUGAGUAUUCUACGCAGCACACAAAGCCUGUGAAUAUAAAGCAGACCUAUCGUAGUAUAAGGAAAGCCAUGCCCACACUCUCGCCGAAGCUAGCAAAGAACCACAGCGGAGUGUUUAAAGCUUAUACAACUCAUAAAAAUCAUGAUCAUCUUAGGAAACAGCCGACUCAGAAAGGACUAGGAUUAAGCGGAUCUCGAGAAAGUG
This is a messenger RNA of Moneuplotes crassus, 2182 nucleotides long. Lineage: Eukaryota; Ciliophora; Spirotrichea; Euplotida; Euplotidae. The record is from the annotation of a GenBank genome assembly.